Arabidopsis arenosa is the source of this 1272-nucleotide messenger RNA. NCBI's taxonomy places the organism in Eukaryota, Viridiplantae, Streptophyta, Magnoliopsida, Brassicales, Brassicaceae. The record is from the annotation of a GenBank genome assembly.
CUCCUCCCGGCAGCUUGUUUAUACGAUAUUAAUGGUUUCCCGGAGAGAUUAUCGGAGCAUGAGAUCUUGUAGCGGAUGGCGUCGAAUUCUUUUACUUAUUCCUGUGCUCUUUCUUCUUCCUCAUCUCUCGUCACUUCUUGAUUUUUCUUCGGAUUCGGCUAGGAGGAACGAUGCGCGAACCAUUCCUAGUAAGAAAUUGGAUCACCUUGUGCUCGGUCCUGUAGCUGGACAAGGCUUGUCGGAUCGAUUGCAUUGCCGAGGCACGAAGGCUCUGAACAAGACUCAUGGUUCAACUUCUCCUGUGUCUGGUGCUGGAAAUGGUGUUUCUUUUGUGACGGUGUUUACUGUUUAUAAUACGUCGCUUGGAAAUGCGAAAUCCUCCAAUAUGGUUUCUGUUGUUGGGAAUGUUACCUACAGCAAGCCAGAGAGGUCAAUGGCAGUUCUAAAUGCAUUUGCCUACUUCAUUCAGGUGACUAUGCCCAAGAGCAAUGUUGUCAUAUUGACUGAUCCAGCUUCUGAUCUCUCCAUCCAACAAAGCAAUGUGAUGGUACAGCCUGUUCAGGGUGAUUAUUCACGGGGUAACCUGAUGCUUCAAAGAAUCAGAUCUUACAUUACCUUUCUUGAGAUGAAGCUCGAGAAGAAUGAGGGUGGGAUAAACCACUAUAUCUUCACUGAUUCUGAUAUAGCUGUGGUUGACGACAUCGGGGCUAUAUUUGACAAGCAUCCAAGCUUUCAUCUAGCACUCACAUUCAGGAACAAUAAAGAUCAGCCGCUGAAUUCAGGAUUUAUAGCAGUGAGAGGCACACGUGAAGGGAUCCUAAGGGCCAAAGUUUUUCUUGAAGAAGUCCUAAAAGCUUACAAAACUAAAUACAUGAAAGCUUCGCGUAUGCUUGGUGAUCAAUUGGCUCUGGUUUGGGUUGUUAAAUCUCAUCCUUCUUUUGAUGCAAAGAGAUUCACAAAGCCACAAGCUUUCACACAAGAGAUAGCUGGAGCUUCAGUGUUAUUUCUACCAUGUGCUCUAUACAACUGGACACCUCCUGAAGGUGCUGGUCAGUUUCAUGGCAUGCCAUUAGAUGUCAAGAUUGUUCACUUCAAAGGAUCAAGAAAACGUUUAAUGCUAGAGGCAUGGAACUUCUACAAAUCCACUUCAAACAUUCCUGAUAUGUUGUGUCUUGUUCUAGGUAGUGGAAGAACUAAAUACGAUUUCUAGUGACGACUCUGUUUUUUUUGUGUAAUCUCUUUUAUUUGAUCAAAUCAACUACAACAGUUACU